AUGUUCCUUGCGGUUUGGUUUUGCAUUGUAAGCCAAUGUUUUUUGGCGAAGGGCGUGUUUGGGUUUGCUUGCAACUGGGGGACUCGUUCUACGCAUCCCCUUCCACCAAAAAUAGUGGUGCAGCUCCUAAAGGACAAUGGGUUCGACAAAGUGAAGCUAUUCGAGGCAGAUCCUGCGGCACUCAGGGCUCUGGGUCGUUCAAGCAUUGAGGUGAUGGUUGGCAUACCCAAUGAUCUCUUGGCUUCGCUUGCAAGUAAUGUCAAUAAUGCUGAGGCUUGGGUCUCCCAAAAUGUAUCCACUUUCAUCUCCAAAAAUGGGGUCAAUAUCAGGUAUGUUGCUGUGGGUAAUGAACCUUUUCUAAAAUCCUACAAUGGUAUGUUCGUGCAAUCCACAUUUCCAGCCCUCAAGAACAUCCAAGCAGCCCUCAUAAAAGCUGGGUUAGGAAGGCAGGUGAAGGCGACUGUCCCUCUAAAUGCUGAUGUGUAUCAGAGUGGCAGUGGCCUUCCAUCAGGAGGAGACUUUAGGCCUGAUAUCCAUAACCAAAUGAUGGCCAUUAUCAAGUUUCUGAACCAAAAUGGUGCUCCUCUCGCCAUCAACAUCUAUCCUUUCCUAAGCCUCGAUGCUGAUCCAAACUUUCCAAAAGAAUUUGCCUUUUUUAAUGGCUCUGCACAACCAGUAGUUGAUGGUUCGAAAACUUACACAAAUGUCCUAGACGCCAACUUUGAUACCCUUGUUUCUGCUCUUGAAAAGAAUGGUUUUGGCUCAAUGCCCAUCAUAAUUGGGGAGGUAGGGUGGCCUACAGAUGGAAGCUCCAAUGCCAAUGUAAAGAAUGCCCAGAGGUUCAAUCAAGGGCUAUUUGAUCGCAUCGUUAAAAAGCAAGGUAGCCCAAAGAGAUCUACCCCACCAGAUAUCUAUGUGUUUGGGCUUCUAGAUGAAGAUGCUAAGAGUACUGAUCCUGGAAACUUUGAGAGGCAUUGGGGGAUCUUCAACUAUGAUGGGUCUCUAAAAUACCCCUUGAACUUGGGUGGUGGAAAAUCGCUGGUUCCUGCAAAAGGGGUCAAGUAUUUGCCAAAGCAAUGGUGUGUAAUGUCACCACAAGCAAGUACUUCAGACCCAAAUUUUGCUCAAAGUAUGAGCAAUGCCUGCACAUAUGCUGAUUGCACUAGCAUUUCUCCUGGAUCUUCUUGUGGAAAUUUGGAUCCUAAGAUGAAUGCUUCUUAUGCAUUUAACAUGUACUACCAAACCAUGGAUCAGCGCAAGGAUGCAUGCAAUUUUAACAAUCUUUCAAUGGUCACUAAGAUAGAUCCUUCGCCCCCUCAAGGUGGCUGCAAGUUUGAGAUCAUGAUUGAUCUGGGGAAGCACGAAACUAACUCCGCUUCGCUGGCUGUCCCAAUGAUGAUGCUGAAUUCAAUAGUCAUGCUGGUAUCAAGCUUCAUGCUCAUCAUUCCACUUUUGUGGAAUUAAAUUUAUUUAUUCUUUAUUGUUUUUAGUGUUGUGCAGAGUUGGCUAUUAUCACGAUUUUCUUUUGUAUAGUUUUAUUUUCAUCAAGAUUAUCAAUCUCUGUGUGAUCGGUUGAUUAUUGAAAUGAUCUUAUCCUUUAGAGCCAAUGUCAAUGGGCAUUUA
Molecule: messenger RNA, 1623 nt
Organism: Neltuma alba
Lineage: Eukaryota; Viridiplantae; Streptophyta; Magnoliopsida; Fabales; Fabaceae
Product: glucan endo-1,3-beta-glucosidase 5-like
Exons: 2
Coding region: 1-1464 (487 amino acids)
Biological process (GO): carbohydrate metabolic process
Molecular function (GO): hydrolase activity, hydrolyzing O-glycosyl compounds
Source: RefSeq, a predicted model, not a curated record